AUGCCGCAGGACCAAGAUCGGGGGUUCGGUGCCAAGAUUCUAAAUGACCUCGCGACCGAAGCUGGCUCAGAAGCCAACGGGCGAAAGGAAAUCGACAGGCUCAAUCGACAAUAUGGCUGUUUCAUUAAGGCUGAUGCAAAUCAAAUAGUUCAGAACCGCAUGCUGUUGAGAGGGCUUCACCAAUGGAUGGCUGGGCUCUUGGCAAUGUUGCAGGACGAAUCGUACAGUCAAAUCGACGAGGGCUGA
This is a messenger RNA of Colletotrichum spaethianum, 246 nucleotides long. RefSeq lists its product as uncharacterized. The transcript has 2 exons. Bases 1 to 246 code for a protein of 81 amino acids. Lineage: Eukaryota; Fungi; Ascomycota; Sordariomycetes; Glomerellales; Glomerellaceae. The record is from RefSeq and is a predicted model, not a curated record.